ACCAAACACUGAGUGUUAUUGUAGCGAAUGUAAAUGAAUAAACAAGUUGAAUAAUGAAGGCAAAUAAUCUGCGAUCCGCGAUGAUAAUAAAUAAACGUUAAACUUGUUAUCAAUCCGUUUUUCUCCGAGAUGCAUCGGAGAGAUUACAGUUGCAAACAAACUUAUCUGUGUGAAUAUCCUAAUCCCCUGUGGAAUGAAGGAUUUGACACUGUGGAAAGGCUAGGGCUAUUUAAUGUAACCAUCAUAUCCAUAACUCCAUCAAUAAACUUCAUCUUGUCUUGUAUGGUCAUAUUAGGCUCUCUGUGGGUCUCCACAACUCUAUACACCCCAACUACAUCUUUUUCUUGCUUAAGAUGAACAUAUUUCCUUCUAUUUCGCCCCCACCCUAUUCUCUAGGGAGGUGGUGGAGGCUGUUGUCGUCAUCCUUCAGGGGUCAGGGGUCAGCAGUGGGGAGAUCUCUUGUCAGUCAGCGGAGAGAUGGACAUAUUCGGCAGUAAGUUACAGCAGAAGGCUUUGCAGCAACCUAAGCAGAAGAAAUUCAAGUCGGCUGAAUUUCUGAUGGGGAGUGAAGAGCUGUCUCCGAUGGAGGGUAUUGAAAACCCCGCCUUCGACGGAGGAGAAGGAAGCGCCGAGACCUUCACUUCCUCGCCACGAACGGGGAGUGACAUUCGAGGUGACAGGCUGGGUAGCACCCUUGCAGCUCACCCCAAAAAUGCGGAGCUGCAAGCCUCUGCCGUGGAAGGAGGAAAUGAGCGCACCCAAAAUUACUUUGACCCGUCGCCGGAGACGCGGGCGGACCCAAGGCGCGACGGGACGUCCCGGGUCAACACGCAAGAUGAGCCGGAAUUAACAAUGUUGAGCGUUGAUGAACAUCAGCUGUAUCAGAGAAUGGCAGAACUCCUGGAAGAGGAGGACGGGUUCAUAGACCUGCCGGGUACGCUGUUAGCCCCCAGGGAUGAGGAGGACUCUAGGGUGAAGCCGGGUGGUGCAUGGCAUCAGCCCCACAGGGGAGCUCGAGCCGGGGGCCAGGGGCCCUCGCUGAGACACACUACUGCCCAGAACGAGGCCGGGGCCCUGGCCUGGGUCGGGACCGGGCCUGGGGAUGGAGCUACUGAACUCGGAACAGACAGGACACUCCUGCCCAGAGAGAGUGCCGUCAAAUCGGGGCCUGCUCCGGCGCUGAUCCCCUGCUACGCCCAGCAGCUGCGGGAGCGCGUGCUGCCUGACAUGAUCACGCUUGGCAGCCUUUCACUGCAGCAGAAGCCGCCGGCAGAAGGCCUGCUGAAGAAGCGUAAGCGUGCGAACAGAAAGGAGAAGAUAACGGCUUUCUUCGGAAGGGGAGUAAAGGAACCAUACACGCAGAGAGACGCCACACGAAAGGCUCAAGGACAAAGUAACGACGCAGCAGCUUUCCAGUGCAGGACCAUUGAAAACCAAUCACAGAGAGUGCUCGGGGAAGGCCAAGAGGAAGUGAUGGUCAAAUACAAACAGAUGACAGAAAUCCCAGAAUCCUCCUGUCCUCCUCCCCUAUGGCAGGAGGAACCGCACCAGCCCAUCGACGUGCGGGUUCGAUGCCUGAGGGCCGUCCGGGACAAACUGCCCAGGGGCCUCUACACGGUCAGCGUAAGCCUCCACGCUCGUCUUGGGGGCCUGGCCCUCACCCAGUCAGGGGCCGACUCGGACCGCGCGGCCGAAAACACCACAGAGCCGGCAGAGCACGGGGGCCGCUACUACGACACGGCGCUGCACUUCAACCAGAGCACGCGCAUGGAUUUGCCGGUCAACGCGGUGCCGUCCGCGGUGCUGCUGUUCCGGCUGGUGGCCCUGCCGUCGGGGGCCCUCAGCCAGGGGAGCUCCGUGGUGGCGUGGGGGGCCUUCCCCGUGUGUGGGGCCAGUCUCAGCCCGCUGCAGGGCAGGUUCAAAACACCGCUUCUGAGGGGUCAGCCCCGCCCACAGCUGGACCAGUUCAGGAAGAUCGAGGCCUUAAUGUGUUCGGAUCUAGAUCACUGGCUCUGUAACCUGUAUUUCCAGGUGACGAGGCUGCCCUGCUCCACCUCUCCCUCCGCAGUCAGGCCCACCCCUGCCCCUCCUCCUCCACCACCUCCCCCCAUCCCCACCCCCCCAGCCCUGCACAACCGUCUCCCAGCCCCGCGACCCCACCCGCCCUGCCCGACCCAAGCACCCCUCCGCCCCCGACGGUCCCGACGCCCGGCCGGCCCGCAGCCCCACCCUCCCCCGCCCCAGCACCCCCUGCACCCCAGGGUGUCGUCUCCGCCCGCGUGUCCCGGCGGCAAGCCGUGGGAGGCCGCCUCCUCCGCCCUGGAGCAGCAGCAGCAGCAGCAGGAGCAGCAGGAGCAGCCCUGCCCCCGGGGGUCCCCUCUCCACCUGUCAGCGGACUCGGCCUGCUCCUCCUCGUCCCUGCCAGGUAGGGAGGGGUCCAGCACCGGUAGCACCCCCACCCCCACCACCACCAACCGCGCGCACCCCCACAAACAGCAUCCACCCCACCCCUGA
Gadus macrocephalus (Pacific cod) is the source of this 2514-nucleotide messenger RNA. RefSeq lists its product as uncharacterized. NCBI's taxonomy places the organism in Eukaryota, Metazoa, Chordata, Actinopteri, Gadiformes, Gadidae. Gene Ontology annotation, cellular component: perinuclear region of cytoplasm. The transcript is spliced from 14 exons. Bases 478 to 2514 code for a protein of 678 amino acids. The record is from RefSeq and is a predicted model, not a curated record.